Molecule: messenger RNA, 1588 nt
Organism: Tribolium castaneum (red flour beetle)
Lineage: Eukaryota; Metazoa; Arthropoda; Insecta; Coleoptera; Tenebrionidae
Exons: 2
Coding region: 100-1488 (462 amino acids)
Source: RefSeq, a predicted model, not a curated record
UUAGAAAUUGUAGUAGGUUAGACCACGUUACCUCACGUUUUUAUACACCAAAGCCCGGCUGUGUUUUCCUCACUAAAAUCACUUUUGUUUACAGAAAAAAUGAACCAGUUUUCUGACUCUGAGUCACAAGACUCGGACGAGGGAAUACGUUUUAAGACAGAAAGUAUCAGAGAUAAGCACCAGAAAAAUCUAUCUUUAAGUAGAUGCAGAUCUAGGUCUGUUUCUCCAAGAAGGCGAAGACUUAGGUCUAGGUCUAGAUCACCAAAGCGACGAAUUAGAGACAGAUCUAGGUCUAGGUCUCCCAGAAGAUGGAGAGACAGAUCCACAUCUCCCCAAAGACGCAACAGAGACAAAUCUAGAUCUCCCAAAAGACGCGACAAGGGCAGAUCUAGAUCAGAAACACCGAAAAAUCGGCUUAAAAAUCGCGAGAAAUACGAAACAGAAAGAAGAAAAUCUCCUUUAAAAGUUCAAAAAAAAUUGAAAGUGGAAGAGCCACAACCUCCCCGCAUCGCAAAAGAAGAAACUUCAGAAGCAAACAAAACAGAAACACCCAAUAUUGGACCCCAGUUACCUCCCCACCUGGGUAGAAAAGAAGAAACUGAAGAAAGGAACGGAUCUUCGAUUGGUCCCAAAUUACCGCCCCACAUGCUCAGGAAAGAAGAAACAGUAGACGAAUCUUCGAUAGGUCCGACAGCACCUCCCCUGAAAAAAGAAAUCGAAGAUACACCUUCCAUUGGUCCAAAAUUGCCUCCCCACAUGCUCAGAAAAGAAGAAAUUGAACCAAAUAAUGAUUCGAUUGGGCCUCAACUUCCUCCCCACUUGCUUCAAAAGGAGGAGGAGGAGGAGGAAAAAACAAGGAUAGGGCCCCAGUUACCUCCCCAUCUUCGCCAAAAGCUCCAAGAAGAAGCAGAGAGGGAGGAAAGCGAUGAAGAUGUUUACGGUCCUCUCCCAGCCGGUGCUUCAAACUAUUCAAAAGCGCAGCUAGCUCUCGAAGAAAGGGCGUUACAGUUGAAAAUGGACCAAUUGGAACCGGCCCAAAAUGCGAAAAAAGUUCGUGAAGAAUGGAUGUUGGAAUUGCCGGAAGUCAAGGCGUCUAAAUUUGGUUUGGGGCCUCGCCAGUUUAGGUCCAAGGCCGGCCCUGACAUGUCCGAUAGAUCAUCCUGGACUGAUACUCCCGAUAAGAAAAGUGAUAAAACGAAGAAGGUUGAUUUGAAGAAGGAAGCCGAGCUGAAGGAGAUCCGGAAACGGGAUGAGGAGCAGGAGAGCAUCUCCAAGAAGCAUAAAAAAAAGAAUAAGGAGAGUUUGUUGGAAAUGCAUCAGGGGAAGAUGAAGACGAAGAAAAAGGAGGAGCCGAGUGAGAGACGGCCGUUUAGUCGCGAUAUUGAUCUCCAAGUCAAUCGGUUCGAUGAAGCGCAGAAGAAAGCUGUUUUGAAGAAGGCGCAGCUGCUUGAUGAUAGAUUUUCCAGUGGGCAAUCGAAAUUUUUAUAAAUUUACACAGUUUGUUUAUUUAAUUAAUUAAGUCCUAAACUUUUUACAAAAAGUAUUCGUGUUAGUACAGUUUGUAACAAUAAAUGUGUGUUUAGUUGAA